UGACGUCGUUUGAACUUUUUAAAGGCAGUAGUUAGUAGUUACCGGUAAGUCGAGCUCGGGCAAUGUGCGGUGGUCAAUGUAACAGUAGUGGUCCGACGUAGAGCGGGGCGACCGAUAUGGACCGAAUAUUUCGAGGCAUAAUGAAGUACAGGCGGACGAACAGGGCGAAAAUGGUCGAGCAAUUCGUCCAGGUGAAAAACAACCCGGAGCCUAAAGCUUUAUUUUUCACUUGCAUGGACAGCCGUAUGUUGCCUGCCCGAUUUACUGAAACCAACAUUGGAGAUAUGUUUAUUGUUCGAAAUGCUGGAAAUUUGAUUCCACAUUCGCAGCAUUUCCUAGACGAAUAUACUACAUGUGAACCAGCAGCCUUGGAACUAGGAUGUGUACACAACGAUAUAAGGCAUGUUAUCGUUUGCGGGCAUUCUGAUUGCAAAGCAAUGAACUUGUUGCACCUGCUCAGGGACACGGAAUUUGCUAGCAUCGACAACCGUCGGAUGUCGCCACUUCGAUCAUGGCUCUGCACGCACGCAAUAUCAUCUUUGGAAAAAUAUMAACAGCUAGAGGCUGCAGGUUUCGACACGCCACUCAUUUUUCAGGCCGAGACGCCCUUACGCAGAAUCAUUGCUUACAUUGAUCCGGAAGACAAGUUUUCCGUUACAGAUAAGUUAUCACAGGUUAAUACCCUACAGCAGAUGCAAAAUAUUGCCAGCUAUGGUUUCCUUAGGAAACGUCUAGAGGCGUAUGACCUGCAUAUACACGCUCUUUGGUUUGACAUAUAUACUGGGGAUAUAUACUAUUUUAGUAGACAGAGCAAAAAAUUUGUUGAGAUAAACGAACAAAAUGUGGAUAAACUAGUGGAAGAGGUUUCUAAAUACUAUUGCUAAGUUUAAUGUGAAGUUUAUACGUCCUUCGGCAAUUCACAACAUACUCAUACGCACGCACAUGCGAAGACUUAACUUGGUUUUUAAUAUUAAUUAAGAUUCAAGACUAUGAAACAGAAUAAUAUUACUAUUAUACUAUUUUUAAUACAUUC
Messenger RNA from Diuraphis noxia (Russian wheat aphid), 1033 nucleotides. RefSeq names its product carbonic anhydrase beta (gene CAHbeta). Gene Ontology annotation, molecular function: zinc ion binding; carbonate dehydratase activity. The record is from RefSeq and is a predicted model, not a curated record. Lineage: Eukaryota; Metazoa; Arthropoda; Insecta; Hemiptera; Aphididae.